UAGUUUUAUAACGGUUAGGUACAGAUAUAUUACUGAAGUACACUUUGGUUUAUGAUUUCUGACUUCUAUGUUGUUAGCUUUAUUGUUUUGGGUCCGUUUUUAUUUUGUCAGAAUCUGCUGGAUUAUUUUUUAAAUUUGUUUUGUAUGAUUUUAUGAUAAAAAAUUUAUCUUGCUUAUUUGAGUUUCACUUCAUCGUUCUAUUAUUUAAUUUUUACACCCACAUCCCCAUGGUCAUUUUCUCCCCCAGAUAAGGAUUUAGUCAGAUCCUUGUGUUUUAUUGCCUUUUGUCUGAAGUAGUUUUGUUUUCAUGCAAUAGGCUGCUCAGUAUUAUUUAUGGAGUAUUACGGCAUGGAAAAAUGGUCUAAAAAAACUGACAUACUGGCAGACCAAGGCAGUCCUCUUCUGCAGGACUCUGACAUCUUGCCAUUCACCACUUACCCCAGUAUGCAGUACCCAUCUAUGGAGCCAAACAUGUCCGGCACUCCAUAUUAUUCCACUCAGAACUAUUACCCUCCGUACAGUGGAGAUGAAUGGUACUCCCACAUGGGCUUGUAUGAACUGAGGAAAGGACCCCUGGAGGGCAGUUAUGGGGCAAAUAUGGAUGAGGGAUCUUCUGUUGUUCCAGCUGUGUGCAAGAGGAACCGGCACCUGAGCCAAGCUGGAAGGAUCAAGGGGGAGGAACUGUGUGUGGUCUGUGGAGACAAGGCCUCUGGAUACCACUACAAUGCUCUCACUUGUGAAGGAUGUAAAGGUUUCUUCAGACGAAGCAUAACGAAGAACGCCGUGUACAAAUGCAAGAGUGGCGGGAACUGUGAGAUGGACAUGUACAUGCGCAGGAAAUGCCAGGAGUGCAGGCUGAGAAAAUGCAAGGAGAUGGGCAUGCUGGCAGAGUGCCUGCUGACAGAGAUCCAGUGUAAAUCCAAAAGGCUACGCAAGAACACCAAGACCUCUCCAGGGCGGUCAACAGGAGAUGAGACAGAGGUGGUGGACAGCGCGGACAACAAGCAGGUCACCUCAACCACCAAACUGUCAAAGGAAAAGGUGGAAAUUACUAAGGAGCAAGAAGCACUCAUGAAGCUCAUUGUAGAUGCCUACAACAAACAUCAAAUCCCCCAGGAUGUUACGAAAAAGCUGCUACAGGAACAGUACAGUACAGAGGAAAACUUUAUUCUCUUGACUGAAAUCGCAACAAGUCAAGUCCAGGUGUUGGUGGAGUUCACAAAAAAUAUUCCAGGGUUUCUGUCUCUGGAUCAUGAAGAUCAGAUCGCUCUGCUGAAGGGUUCGGCUGUGGAGGCCAUGUUUCUGCGUUCAGCUCAAGUUUUCAGCAGGAAGAUGCCAAUAGGACACACUGAGGUUUUAGAAGAGAGGAUACGCAAAAGCGGUAUAUCAGAAGAAUUCAUCACACCCUUGUUUAAUUUUUACAAAAGUGUUGGUGAACUCCACAUGUCGCUGGAGGAACAAGCUCUCCUCACUGCAGUAACCAUCCUGACACCAGACCGGCCCUAUGUGAAGGACCAACAGACUGUGGAGCUACUGCAGGAGCCCAUGGUAGAUCUGCUGAAGAAGCUGUGUGUCCUGCAGCAUCCGCAGGAGCCGCAGUACUUUGCUCGCCUCCUGGGCCGGCUGACGGAGCUGAGGACUCUCAACCACUACCACGCAGAGAUGCUCACAUCCUGGAGAGUGAACGACCACAAAUUCACCCCGCUGCUCUGUGAGAUCUGGGAUGUACAGUGACCCACACUGAGCAGUGAUGAAGCCUGGGAAGAAGUGAUGGACAUUCUAGCUUAAAGGGGAGCCAGUUCUUACCGGGGAAUGCUGGGAGUAGAGAUUCAGUUCCUAAACAACCAGUUUACUUUGGUUGUGACUGACUUUAUAAAUAGGUUCAGGUAAUAUUUGUGUAUCAUAACAGAGUUUUUUGUGUUCAUGUUUUACUACAAAUAUUUGGCUUAAAAGCUGAAAUUCAGAAUGCUCUUUUUUCCUUUUUAGGGUUAUUUUAUGAAACAAUUGAUGAGUCAAAGAAGUACAAACACUGGAAAUGAUUACAAAGCCAAGGUCGUAAGAAAUUUACAGAGUUUUAUGAUGGCUUCAUUUUUAUUUUAUGCAUUUAAAUGUAUAUUUUAUGUAUCUGCAUUAAUAAGUGACAUUUCCAGACAUUUCCAGGUACAUAUUUUACAUGAGAGCCUUUGUCAUGCCACAGAGGAUUCAUUAUUACAGCAAAUAUGAAUAAAUAUAACAUAUUUCAUCUGGUAUGCCUGAAACUUCAUAAAUGUAAUUAAAUUGCUUAAAAGAUAUUUUCAAAGAUUAAUCAAAUGCUAAAUUAUUUAUUUCCUUUAUGAAAUAAAUCCUUUAUUUAAUCUUAGAAAACAUAUUGUUUCUUAUUUAUGACUGUAGUUACCCUUCCAAAAGCAGGAACACCUCAAUUAAAGGACUAUAGUACAUUAGAUAAUUUUCUAAUAAACAAUACAAAAUAUUUAAUAAAAAUUUGGGAAUA
Molecule: messenger RNA, 2491 nt
Organism: Girardinichthys multiradiatus
Lineage: Eukaryota; Metazoa; Chordata; Actinopteri; Cyprinodontiformes; Goodeidae
Gene: nr1h4
Product: nuclear receptor subfamily 1, group H, member 4
Exons: 9
Coding region: 334-1734 (466 amino acids)
Biological process (GO): negative regulation of transcription by RNA polymerase II; bile acid signaling pathway; negative regulation of inflammatory response
Molecular function (GO): RNA polymerase II cis-regulatory region sequence-specific DNA binding; bile acid binding; nuclear receptor activity
Source: RefSeq, a predicted model, not a curated record